This is a messenger RNA of Mesorhabditis spiculigera, 231 nucleotides long. NCBI's taxonomy places the organism in Eukaryota, Metazoa, Nematoda, Chromadorea, Rhabditida, Rhabditidae. The record is from the annotation of a GenBank genome assembly.
AUGAAAAAACGUAUACGUUUGAAUGCUGUAGAAAUGGCCAGCCCUCUACAGGAUAAUGCAGCUUAUGUCAUCCCGGCAAUGGCUGCAGUAACCGAACAUCUAGGCUUUGCAGUUACAAGCUCAAUCACCUACGAUCAUCCCUAUUCGUUGGCUCGAAAAUUUUCUACUCUUGAUCAUUUGACGAAUGGAAGAGUAUCCACUUGGCAGAGCCCUCACCACAACGGACACCAG